This is a messenger RNA of Clavispora lusitaniae ATCC 42720, 2601 nucleotides long. RefSeq lists its product as uncharacterized. Gene Ontology annotation, biological process: protein import into nucleus. Gene Ontology annotation, molecular function: small GTPase binding. The record is from RefSeq and is a predicted model, not a curated record. Lineage: Eukaryota; Fungi; Ascomycota; Pichiomycetes; Serinales; Metschnikowiaceae. Gene Ontology annotation, cellular component: nuclear envelope; cytosol.
AUGGAUAAGGACACUCUACUCAAAUCUUUGGCUGGUACGCUCGAUGCAAGUUAUGAGACAAGAAAGAGAAGUGAGGAGCAGUUGCGGUAUUUUGAAGAAAUGCCGGGGUUCACUGCAUACUUACUUGAUCUUAUCACUGAUUCUUCUGUGAACUUGGGAGUCCAGACUUCUGCAGCCAUUUUUUUCAAGAACAGAGUCUCUGCGUACUGGAUCAUCCCAGAGCUCAAAGCUCCUUCUGCCAAGUACAUCCAACAAGAUGAAAAGAAUGCGAUCAAGAACAAGUUGGUUGAGGUGGUGAGCAAAACAUACAAGAACAAUCAGUUAAGAGUUCAACUAUCCACUGCGUUAAGUUGUAUUUUGAACCAUGAAAAAUGGGAUGAACUAGCAGCUAUCAUUCCUAAGUUGUUGAGUGACACAUCCAAUGUUGACCAUGUCUUCACAGGCUUGAUUUGUUUGUUCCAAUACACCAAAAACUACAGGUAUGCGGGCAUUGACUCUCCUAAUUCUAAGAACAUUGUUUUGGAGAGCAUCUCAGAAGAAACAUUCCCUAUUUUGGAAGGCUUAGCAGGAAGUUUGUUGAACGAUGACUCCCCAACUUCGGAUGAAAUGUUAUACUUGAUUUUAAAGAUAUUUAAGUAUACUACUUUCACCAGCUUGCCAACGUAUUUGCAAGACCUGGGGAAGCUUGGUACCUGGUGUCAGAUCCAUCUCAUGCUUAUCAACAAACCUUUGCCUGCUUCUCUUUCGGAAGCUGAUUCAAAUGAAAAGAGCUCUAACCCUAGAGUUAAGGCCGUCAAAUGGUGCUUUGGAAAUAUUCACAGACUCUUAUUGCGCCAUGGUGGAGGUAUUGGAACGAAAUCAAAGGAUUCUGAGUUCGUUAAGCUGUUUUUGUCUAACUUCGUUCCAGAAAUUUUGAACGCCUACUGGUCGAUCGUUGAAAAAUGGUCUACCAAAGAGGUUUGGUUGUCUGAAGGCUCCCUCUUCCACUUGAUUUCUUUCCUUGAACAGCUCAUUGAAACACCUGCUUUCCCUUUGAUUCAAGAGAAGAUGGAAGCCAUAAUCAAGCACGUUCUCUUACCGACAUUGAACGCUUCUCCCGAAAUCAUCGAAUUGUAUGAAGAUGAACCGGAGGAAUACAUCAGAAGAUUUUUUGACAUCAGUAGAGAUAACACGACAGCUGAUACGGCAUCCAUCAACUUUCUCUGCAGAUUGUCCUCAACCAAAUUUUCAGCUUGUGGACCUUUGAUACUCUCCAUCAUUAACAACAUUUUCGAAAGAAGGGCUGCUGACAGAAGCAACUUACAAGUUGCUAUGGAGACAGAAGGAGCACUUCGUACAUUAGCAACAAUCUCCUACAAGUUGGAUAAGAAGUCGAGUCCUGUGAAGGGCCAGAUUGAUCAACUUUUGCACUCAGUUGUUUAUCCAGAACUCUCUCAGGAUGUCAUUUCCAAGACACCAUGGCUCACUGCUAGAGCAUGUGACACUAUCGCUAUGUUUGUCCAUAAAUUUAAAGACCAAUCCAUUUUGCAAGAUAUCUUCCAUGGCGUUGUCUUCUGUUUUCAGCAAGAGGACCAUUUCCCUAUUCAAUUGACUGCCAUUGAUGCCUUGCGCACUUUGGUGGAAGAAGACUCCGUCGCAGCCCAAGUCGCCCAGCAGGCACCUCAAUUGAUGGGCACUUUGCUUGACAUGUCUAAAAACUUUGAAAGUGACAUAUUGACUACAGUUAUGGACGUUUUUGUGGAGAAAUUCGCCAUGAAUUUGGAACCAUACGCAAACGAGCUUUCUGUUCGUUUAGUGGAACAAUUCUUGAAGUUGGCUCAUGAGCUUUUGGAGAAAUCUGAUGGCCACACUGAUAUCGACAAGGAGUACCAGGCAGCCGGUAUUUUGAAUACAUUAACAUCCUUGGUCAUAUCUAUGAAUGCAUCUCCUCAAGUUUCUGCCCAUUUGGAGAUUAUUCUCAAGGAUAUGAUCAAAUUCAUUUUGGAGAAUUCAAUGCAACUGUUCUUAACUGAAGUUAUGGAGAUGUUGGAAUCGAUUUUGUUCAGCACCAACAAAAUGAGUCCAAUUAUGUGGGAACUUUAUCACACAUGUAUCGCUUGCUUUGAUACAUACGCUGCAGAUUUCUUUGACACAUUCCAUCCCUUCUUGGAGGGAGUUGUCCUCAACUCCUUUGGCACAGAUGAAAUCACAAUCGAUAACCCAAACGUGCAAUCAUUGUUCAAGGUUUGUUUCCAAGUCUUAACAGGUGAUAAUGUUGACCCUGUUUUCGCCCAUUUUGCAUUUGAGUUGAUCGAGUUUGCUGUGUUGACUUUGAAUAAGAAGUUUAUUCCGUUCAUGCCACAAUUCUUACCAGAGAUCUUCAAUAUUUUCUCUACUUUGGAAGCGCAAGAUGCUUUCGAUGGUUACAUGUUGCAUCAUUUGUCUAUCCUAAAAAUCUUCUUUGCCUGCUUGUUUGUGGAGCCCCAGACCACUUUGCUGUUCAUGAACGAAAAGCAAUUUACGAGCACUUUUUACAAGUUGUGGAUCAAAUACACCGACGACUUCCAGAGUGUGUAUGGAUGCAAGCUUCAAACAUUGGGCAUCCUUGUCCAUUGUUAUUGA